Lycium barbarum (goji berry) is the source of this 2892-nucleotide messenger RNA. RefSeq lists its product as uncharacterized. The transcript is spliced from 6 exons. The record is from RefSeq and is a predicted model, not a curated record. Lineage: Eukaryota; Viridiplantae; Streptophyta; Magnoliopsida; Solanales; Solanaceae. Bases 1448 to 2608 code for a protein of 386 amino acids.
CUUUCUUUUCUUUGCUUUUGUGUGUGAUUGUUUUUCUUAGGUUGCGAAUGCUUUUCUUGGAAACUUGGUAUGAGCCUAGUUUAGCUAAUAAGGAAACUCUUAAAACCUCUUGACUUUGGAUGACCAAAAUGGCUAUAGAAUCUAGACAGCUGCAGAUAUUGUAUUGCCAAUUAAGUUCACCUAAUUACAUGAAAAACAAAUUCGGUUGAUUUUUCUUAUACUAGUCUUUUAGAGCAGUUUUGAGUUUUAUAUGCUGAAGGCAUUGAAAAUACACUCUGAUAAGGAAUCACUUGGGUGCAAUUCUUUUUUUUUUUUUUAAAUAACCGUGGUGUCUGGACCAGUUUACGCGUACCUCGAUUAAUGCCCCUUUGUAUGCAAUUGGCUGUACCAUUGUACUGUAUAAAAAACUUCCUGCUAUUGCCUUAUGUAUUUUCUCUAAGGAGUGUGGUUUGCUGUUGGAUUUGUGAAACAAUGAACAUAAGUUUUUGAAUGUUGGAACGUGGGGAAUCCUUAACAGGUGAGCUUAUCAAAUGGAUAUUAGAUGGUCAGACAAUUCAGACCUUUAUGCAUAUGUUCUACUUUAGAUGUCUCAAUGUCAGUCAUCUGUUAAUUUAUCGAUCGUCCUACUCUAGAUAAUGGUCUCACCAUGUCCCUAUUAUUAGAUGAACAAAAUGAAUAUAAUGAAUGAAGGGGCUAAUGCUAUUUAAAUUUUAUGAUAUAGGUUAAUUUUUAUUAAAAUAAUUUCUACUUCGGGUGAUUCAAAUGCAUGAUGUAUGUUAAUUUGCUAAUAGUGAAAAGUUGAUCCUAUGAGUUCAUGGAAAAUUUAAACUUUGCGGUGGAGACUGAUAUUCAGUUGUAUUCUUGUUUAUAGUUGGGAAUUUGAUUUUGUUCUGCCUGGUGAUUUAGGUGUAGUGGCUCAUUGAUAUAGUCAAUUGUGGGAGUUAAUUUCUGAUUUUGUUUGUGUUCUUACCUAAUUCUAAUGUUGCAUACUUAAUAUGGUGAGAAAGAUUAGUGGAGAGAAAGGGUGUGAUUUUCCUUGGAAGAAAGAGCUAAUAGAGAUCUGUGUCUUUAAGUGAAAAAUUGUAGGCCUUGUCAUGCAUUUAAUGUGAAGUCAUUAACAAGUAAGGUUAACAUGAAAAUGAAUAUAUCUCUAUUGAAAAGCUUUUUUGUGUGUCUUAAAUCUUGUUUGCUCCUAAUAUCAAGGAGGCUUAGCAUAUUAAAUAGGAGUACUACAUUGCACCGUGACCUCUAAAUAUUUUUUUGCUCUGUCUUGCAUCUGUGAGCUAAGGUGAGAAGCGCAAGAUUAGAGGGUCUUGAGGACAUUCCAACAUAAGUUUGCAAAUGCUUUGAUUACACAAAUUCAUGAAGCCCAAGCAAGUUGGGAAGCUAUAACAUCUUGUGGAACUAACUUGAUAGAAUACCUGUAAAGUUGACAACCUAUUCCACGAUGGACUUGAAAGCUAUAUCAUGGGUGGGAAACAUAUAUCAAAAGUUCGAAACUAUGUGUUUGGAGAUGGAAGAGGCUAUGUAUGAGGACACUGUUAAAUAUGUUGAGAAUCAGGUGAACACUGUUGGUACAAAUGUCAAGAGAUUCUGUUCUGAAGUGAUGCAAGAUGUUCAUCCUCAAUAUAAUAUUGAUCCUGUGAAAGUCGCAGCUGCUGACUUGUCUCUGAACCCUUAUGCUCACUAUGAAAUUGACAAGAAACUGAAAGCCAACCUCAAAGGAAGCGCCAGAGGAUUCAGUAACAAGUUAAAUGAUGACACUCAAGUAAUCAAGGGGAAAAGCAAAAGUCGAGGAGUCUAUAAACGUCAAAGUGGCGGAAUCAAAGAAAUUGUUAGAGACAGCCAUCCAGCUAAGAAGUCUGAUGCUAUCUGUCUCGCAGCAGGGGAUGUGAUCAAAUUAUCUUCAAGUGCUGAGGUUAGGGGUAGUUUUGGAAUGGCGGCGGAUCAUGUGACCCUGACUUCAGACCUGGCCUCAGGUAAAGGAUCUGACUCUGACUCUGGUGAAGCAGCAAGUAAAGUUUGCAAUCACAUUAUAGAAACUAAUGUGCCUGCAGCUGAUACUUCAAUUAAUUCUGCGGCUUCUGUUAUGACGUCAGUUGAAUCUGUUGGGAAAAAGCAAGAAGGUUCUGUAUUGGCAACAGAUACAUGUACAAAGGAGUUGGCUUAUAAUACAAGAUCGGAAAUUAGCAGUAAUGUUCAGAACAAUGAAUUAGCUAAUGAGGAGAUCAAUGAGUCCCAUGAAGAAAAAUCAGAUAAUUUGUCUUCUGCUAUGUCCAUGUAUGAAAGCAUUGAGUCAGAAUUGGAAAUCGUUGAGAAAUUUGACGAAUCCCACUUGGAGGAAACAUGUGUCCUGGUUGAAGAGGAGAGGAUACAUGUUCCCCAUGGUCCAGUCAAACAGAAGUCCUAUAAGAAGAAGCUUCGGGAAGCUUUCUCCACGAAAAAGAGGUUGACAAGGAAAGAGUAUGAACAACUUGGAGCACUAUAUGGAGAUCAACAGUUCAACCUAGAGGCUGAGGACAAGGUGAUGCCUGCUCUUUCCAUGAAUUCAAACACAAAAAUGUUGUCUGCUAAUGAUCAUCCUGAAUCUGAGUGGGAGAUUUUAUAGUUCUGAUGAUGCUGUAGAUAGUAUUGUUACUUUCCAAUCAAUCCAUGGCGUCCUAGAGAAACGAAGCUUGAAAGAUGACUCACCAACUGUUGAUAUUAUUAUCUGCUAUCCGCUUUAUAAAAUUGCAUAAAGUAUCAACAUCCGUUCCUCUAGUAGUGCUAGCCAGUAAAUAAUACGUAGUGGUACCUUGAAGAACCAAUCCUUAUAUGAGGUAUGGCCAUCUUGUAUCCAAUCUUGGCAUUUUCAUGAAUUAUAUAUAUAUGAAAACUUUUUACAGUGUUAAA